Molecule: messenger RNA, 1388 nt
Organism: Amoebophrya sp. A120
Lineage: Eukaryota; Dinophyceae; Syndiniales; Amoebophryaceae
Source: the annotation of a GenBank genome assembly
AGUCUCGUUUCUUCGCGUGCAAGUGAAAGCUGUGUCUACGUGCUCGGGCAUCAGCGUAGAGCAUGACAAGCAGCUGCGCCGGUGCCGGCCACAACUGGCUUUCCCACUUCCCUGACACCACUGUUCUCCGCGACAUUCCCAUCUUUCCGGCAGCCCAUCAUGCAGGAACUGGCCGCGGAGCAAGUGGAAGUGCUUCGAGUUCUUCGCAUGAUCCAGCAAACACGACAAACUCAUCGUCGCUUUUGACAAAUUCUGCCACCGCGUCCACCGCGUCUAACGCCCCAGAAGCAACAAACGUGGACCGUCGCUCCUGCACGACCCGCACAGCGACGAAUGCAACCUCAAUGUGGCACCGGUGCAAGCAGUCCGUGCUCAGUCCGUGGUGCCAGACGCAAACCCUGUCUGUGGCGGAGUUGCUGCAAAACGGAGUGCGGUUUCUGGACAUCAGGGUUGCGCCCCAGGUCCUCGCGCUUGCUGGGGAAGAGGACGUAGAAAAAGACACUGGUGAAGCGCAACAGCCAGAUUUGGAACAAGGCCCCACGUCGUCGUUUCAGAAGGCGAGUGGUUUAUCAACAGGAGGAGCUGUACGUAGUGGUACGACUACGACUGCCCGCACUGUAGUCAAUUUUCCCAUCGCGCACGGGCCGUGGGUGAGCCAGACGACAACCUUGGAAACGGUGCUGGCGGAUAUCAAGAGUUUUCUUGCCAACUGUCCCUCCGAAUUCGUCAACCUCUACCUCCGGGAGGAAAACUGUAAGUCGUCCCAGCGACGGCAAUUCUUGGAGCCCGAGCCCGUAUUCCGAGAGCUGUGGAGAACGUUGCGGGAUUGCGGCGUGAAAUGGUACAACGGGAAAGCGCCUGGCAGAGAAAACACCUCCGCCGCGGACCCUCUCGUCUUCAACGGUACAACGCGAUUGGGACACGUUCGCGGGACCUGUGUCUGGGUCGGACCCGAGGUGGAUGACAGCUUUUUAAGACCGGAUGUUGUUGAUCAACUUGCGUGCAUUCCCUCGACGACGCUGAAUGAGAACGGGGCUAACUCUAACACCGUCUACCGAUACAAUUUCGAGCAGUCCGGGUUGGGGGAGAUCUGCGACAUUUGGUGCACGGAGAGUGUGCGGGAAGCGAAGAAGCUGGUGGAAACGCACCUCUUCCAGUUGCAUGGGGAAGUGACCACCGAGAAUGGCAACGAUUCUGAGGACGCAAGUGGAGCAGCACCAGCAGGUGCCGUUUUGGAUCUGGAAGCCGGCCCGGAAGAGGACACGAUCGUGACGGCGAGUGCAGCUCUUGCGUUAAGUGGUGGCCCUGCUUCUCCCUUCGCCUGCGCUUGGCCGGGAAUCGCUCUAGACGGCUGGUACUACUACCCGGUGUGGUACACGAGCAGGAAG